UCACCCGUAGCUCUCCGCAGGCCGCAGCCACCAGUACCCGACCCCCGCUUCCUCCCGCUCGGCCGCUCGCCGCGCCGCCGCGCACAGCCGGCCGCCAAUGGAGCGCCUCCGCCUCGCGGUCUCGCACCGCCCGGCUCUCCCCCUCCCCACCCCUCACAACCACCUCCGCCGCCGCCAUCUUCAGCUCCAGCCCUCCCCCAGCUCCCUAUCCCUCUCCCGCCCCAUCUCCCCCCACCUCUCCCCCACCCCUCGCCGCCACCUCCACCCUCUCCUCGCCUCCGCGUCCGCCGCCCAAGCCGCGACCCCCGAGCCGGCCGCCGCCGCCGCGCCCUCGGCCGGCACGAAGCUGCUCCCCCUCAUCCUCUCCGUCGGAGUCGGCCUCGCCGUCCAGUUCCUGGCGCCGCGGCCCGCGGAGGUGACUCCGCAGGCGUGGCAGCUCCUCUCCAUCUUCCUCUCCACCAUCGCGGGGCUCGUCCUCGGCCCGCUCCCCGUCGGCGCGUGGGCAUUCCUCGGCCUCACCGCCACCGUCGCCACGCGGACGCUCCCCUUCACGGCGGCCUUCGGGGCCUUCACCAACGAGGUUAUCUGGCUCAUCGUCAUCUCCUUCUUCUUCGCGCGCGGGUUCGUCAAGACCGGCCUCGGCGACCGCGUCGCCACCUAUUUCGUCAAGUGGCUGGGUGGGAGCACUCUGGGCCUCUCAUACGGUCUCACCAUCAGCGAAGCAUGCAUCGCGCCGGCCAUGCCCAGCACCACGGCCAGGGCUGGAGGUGUGUUCCUUCCCAUUGUCAAGUCGCUGUCGCUGUCGGCCGGCAGCAAGCCCAAUGACCCAUCAGCCAAGAAGCUGGGCGCAUACCUUGUGCAGUCUCAGCUGCAGGCAUCUGGCAACUCGAGUGCUCUCUUCCUAACCGCUGCUGCCCAAAAUCUCUUGUGCAUGAAGUUAGCGGAGGAGGCUGGUGUCAAGAUUGUAAGCCCAUGGAUAACAUGGUUCAAGGUUGCUAGUUUGCCUGCCAUCAUUUCCCUCCUAGCAACACCUUAUUUGCUAUACAAAAUAUUCCCUCCUGAAAUAAAGGACACUCCUGAAGCCCCUGCAUUAGCUGCUAAAAAACUGGAGAAAAUGGGCCCAGUGACAAAAAAUGAAUGGGUAAUGGUUGCUACAAUGCUUCUUGCAGUCUCACUUUGGAUUUUCGGGGAUGUUAUUGGUGUGUCCAGUGUUGUUGCUGCAAUGAUUGGGCUCUCUAUUCUACUUCUGCUUGGGGUGCUGAACUGGGAUGAUUGUUUGAAUGAAAAGUCUGCAUGGGACACCUUAGCUUGGUUUGCUAUUCUAGUUGGAAUGGCGGGGCAGCUCACUAACGUUGGGAUUGUCUCGUGGAUGUCAAAUUGUGUUGCAAAGGUUCUCCAGUCUUUCUCAUUGAGUUGGCCUGCAGCAUUUGGUGUUCUUCAGGCCUCCUAUUUCUUUAUUCACUAUCUAUUUGCAAGCCAAACUGCACAUGUUGGAGCUCUAUACGCGGCAUUCCUUGCCAUGCACCUAGCAGCUGGUGUUCCUGCUAUACUCUCAGCACUUGCUUUGACGUACAAUUCAAAUCUCUUUGGUGCACUAACACAUUAUAGUAGUGGACAGUCUGCAUUAUACUAUGGAGCGGGGUAUGUUGACCUUCCUGAUGUAUUCAAGCUGGGGAUUACAGCAGCGGCCAUUAACGCUUUUAUUUGGGGAGUAGUUGGUACUUUUUGGUGGAAAUUCCUGGGUCUUUACUGAGGGUGCCUCCUGCAGUGUAUGUUGACGAAAAUUGUUCUUUAGUGCGCAAGUAAACCGGCUCAUCUUUCUUAAGAGGUGUUUGGUGGGUUGUAUAAUAAAAGAGCACUGUUCAUCACUCGAAUUUGUGAACAUGCUAUUUGUAAAAUAUUAUUUCCUUCACUCCAAAUUAUAAGACUUUUUGAUAGGCUAAAA
Messenger RNA from Lolium perenne, 1945 nucleotides. Its product is annotated as dicarboxylate transporter 2.1, chloroplastic. NCBI's taxonomy places the organism in Eukaryota, Viridiplantae, Streptophyta, Magnoliopsida, Poales, Poaceae. The record is from RefSeq and is a predicted model, not a curated record. Gene Ontology annotation, cellular component: membrane. Gene Ontology annotation, biological process: transmembrane transport. Gene Ontology annotation, molecular function: transmembrane transporter activity.